Ceratitis capitata (Mediterranean fruit fly) is the source of this 2156-nucleotide messenger RNA. Its product is annotated as PIN2/TERF1-interacting telomerase inhibitor 1. The transcript is spliced from 2 exons. Gene Ontology annotation, cellular component: nucleolus. NCBI's taxonomy places the organism in Eukaryota, Metazoa, Arthropoda, Insecta, Diptera, Tephritidae. The record is from RefSeq and is a predicted model, not a curated record. The coding region runs from base 157 to 2112 and encodes 651 amino acids. Gene Ontology annotation, molecular function: telomerase inhibitor activity; nucleic acid binding. Gene Ontology annotation, biological process: regulation of ribosome biogenesis.
UCGCACGUGUGGUUGACAUCAAAAUUCUGUGAUUGGUUUUUGUUUGCGAAGUUCACAAUAUUUAUUGCGUUUUUUAUUAUUAGUUGUAAAUAAAUAGUUUAAAAUUGCAGAACUUUAUAUUAUAUAGUAAUAAUUUAUUAAAAACAUUUUAUAAAAAUGGCGAUGCUUGCAGAACCACGGCAAAGAAAACGCUAUAAUCUAACGCCGCGAGGCAAACCGCUGUAUGAAGAUGAUUCGCGUUUCGGUACGAAAAUGUUGGAGAAAAUGGGAUGGUCAAAGGGUAAAGGCUUAGGUGCAAAAGAAAAUGGUAUUCAAGAUUUUGUACGUGUGCGUAUGCGAAACACAAAUGAAGGGUUGGGUUUUGAAGAUCGUGACGAUCACUGGACUCAGCAUGAACAAGAUUUUACUGGUUUGUUAAAAACUCUGAAUGGUAAAAGUGACGAAAACGAGAAAGAUAAUAACGAAGCAUCUGAUGAAGAUGCUCCAAGGGUGGGAUUUGGUUUUCCGGCGGUACUUAAAAAGCCUAAAGUUGAAAAAUUAAAGGAUAGCAUCAGUGGUAUAUCGCUGGAGGAAAAAUCCAAAUUAAGCAAAGCUCGCGUACAUUAUCGCAAGUUCACAAAAGGAAAGGAUAUCGCGCAGUAUAGUGAAAAGGAUCUUGCUAAUAUAUUUGGUAAAAAAGCUGUAGAUACACCGGAAGCUGAUGGAAUAUAUUCGCAACUGACAGCCAUAACGACAAAAGAAGAAGAAAAGGAAGAAGACGAAACUAUUGAUGUAGAUGACAAGGAAGUUAAAUCUAAUUUUGGAGGCGUACAAACAAUCAGCACAGGACUUUCAGUGAGCGAUUAUUUUAAGCAAAAGAUGGAAGCAAUUAAAAAUAAGCAAAAACAAAAGAGUAGCGCUCCACAUAGUGAUGAAAAUGAUACUACAUUAAUCGUAAAUGUACAAGUAGACCAAAUUGAGGGGGGAAAAAAGAAGAAAAAUAAGAAACGCAAGCGUGAGACAGAAGCAGUAGAGGCUGAUAGUCCAAUUGAUGCAAGUAAUCGAAACAAAACUGAUGUGAUCGAUUUAGAAAAUGAUAACUCUUUAAACAAUGAUGUUGAAGAGCCGGUUGCUGCCAUUACGGUAACUAAAAAUGAUAAAAAGAAGAAAAAGAAGAGAGUUUUAGAAAUCGUAGAUUUGACGACACAAGAAGAAAAUAAUGUGCACACCGAAGUUCCCAAAAAGAAAAAGAAGAAAUCUAAGGAAUAUUCAGAAGAACAACCUGAAUGCAACACCGACUUGAUUCAUGAAUCCGAGCAAGUUGAAAUUCAAGCAGUUGAGGAGAUUCAAGAGAAAAGAAAAACUAAGAAAAGUAAACCAGAGCAGUCACAUGAGCUGGAUGUUGAAGUAAAUACAGAUGUUGAAAUUCCAAAAGUGAAACCGCCGAAAACGAAAAAGGAUAAAACGUUAAAAGAAGUAGUACCCACCAUGCCCACGGAUCACAACACUGAUGAAACUGUUGUAAAGAAAAAUAAAAAGUCAAAAAAUAAAGGCAAAUUGGAAGAUGAAACUCAACAGGUUGAUUCGCAGACUAACGCUGAAGCUGCUUCGAUCCAAUCAAGUAAAAAGUCGAAAAAAGAGAAAAAACAUGAGAAGCCCGCUCAAGCAAAUACGGCAGAAGAGAUUGCUUCCAACGAGCAAACAGAGAAAAAGAAAAGCAAGUCAAAAAAAGAUGUAAGUGAUGAAAUUAAAAUGAUGACUCUUGACGAGUUGAUCGCCAAAUGUAAUUCUUACAAUGUCUACACCAUUUCCUCAUUUUGUGCAGAAAAAUUCCGUAAUAUCGCAUUAGAUAGUUUCAAAGGAUCGACAAUAGCGCAUUUACCCGGUUAUUCACACACUUCGAAUCUACAACUUAAUGUAAUAAAUGAGCCGAGAGAUGAGGAACGAAUCACUAAACUUUGGAACUGUAGUUUAGACAAAUACCGUCGAGUAAAUCCAAAAGUAAUUUUCAACAAAUACAGAAAAAACUUGUUCAAAGCAUAUAAAGCCAAAAAUAAAAAGAAUCAAAAAGCAAAGUUACCCCAAUUUAAUAUUAAAUCACUCAAGAGAAAAAAUGUGUUCCAACCAAUAUGAAGCAAAACGUAAUAAAUAAACAGUAUGUUAAGCUAAAACUAAAA